AUGUUUUAAGUUUUAAGAAGUGUGUUUGAAGGGAGAAAUCAUUUUGAAAAUUAUUGGUGUCAUCUUUGUAAAAUGGAGAUAAUUUAGAGAACUUAUAAUUAAGAUGAAGAUCAUCAGGAAUAUUGCAUAUUAUGCGAUAGUCCAUUAGAAUAAAUGGAAUAGGAUAUUAACGAUACAGAAUUACGUUCUUUUGAGAUCUACGUAUCUCCAGAGGCUUAAUAAUCAAGGGCAUUAUCUAGUUGGGCAUAGAACCUUAGUGAAAUCUCAGAUUUUCUAAAUAUUCUAGCUCAUUUUACAGAGAAUUUAAUUUUCUUAGAAGAACAAUAGUAAGGAGCUACUGAGUCCUAAAUAAGUAGUUUAAGGGAACAUGUGGCAAUGAUUGAAGAUUAAUCAUAAACUUGCUAUAUAUGUCAAGAGGACUUUAUGUAGGAUGAGACAGAGUUAGAAAUGAGUUGUUCUCACAACUUUCACAAAGAUUGCUUGACAUAAUGGUUAAAGCUUAAUAAUUCUUGUCCAGUUUGUAGAGCAAAAAUCAAUUGA
This is a messenger RNA of Paramecium octaurelia, 540 nucleotides long. The record is from the annotation of a GenBank genome assembly. NCBI's taxonomy places the organism in Eukaryota, Ciliophora, Oligohymenophorea, Peniculida, Parameciidae.